Molecule: messenger RNA, 1512 nt
Organism: Aspergillus versicolor CBS 583.65
Lineage: Eukaryota; Fungi; Ascomycota; Eurotiomycetes; Eurotiales; Aspergillaceae
Product: Zn(II)2Cys6 transcription factor domain-containing protein
Exons: 2
Coding region: 1-1512 (503 amino acids)
Biological process (GO): regulation of transcription by RNA polymerase II
Molecular function (GO): zinc ion binding; DNA-binding transcription factor activity, RNA polymerase II-specific
Source: RefSeq, a predicted model, not a curated record
AUGCUGAGCUCUUAUCUGGACGCAAACUCACACAUGUCUGCAGAUGCAGGCCGUAACAGCCAGCACACAAGGAAAAGACACCGCAUACGUCACCGCAAAUCUCGCCUGGGCUGUUUCUCCUGCAAGUCGCGACGAGUCAAAUGCGAUGAAGUUCGUCCUGUCUGUGGUUCCUGCUCUUCGCGCGAAGAGCAAUGUGUCUUUCCUGAUACACCAGCAGCUUCCCCCAAACCGAUCGGAUCCUCUCGAGAGCGGCGAUAUCCGCUGCGUCCUCGGAGUAUCAGCAGUCCGCAACCCGUUCCAUCUUACCUAGAGGCAUGGGAGUCGCAAACGACGCGGCGGUCCGGUGUCUCCGCACCACAGGACGGUGAUCUGCGCAUGGAUGACCUUCUGUCUAUGCAGUUCUUCCAUAUGCAUACUGCUCAGGAGAUGUCUCUCCACGCCAAACGUAGCACUGUCUGGCGGCGGGUGAUUCCCUGCCUCGCCGGUAAGCACCAUUAUCUCAUGCACUUACUCCUCGCCUUGGGUGGCAUUCACUUGGUCACCCAUCGAUUGAGGCGAGGACCUGGUGAGGACCACCCCUCGGGUAAGAUAGAGCUGCAGUCUGUAAUGAAUCACUAUCAGAAAGGCCUGCAGGACUUCAGAAAAGAGGUGGCCGUCCUGUCCAACGCAAAUGCCGAAGCUGUUUGCGCUGGCUCCCUACUCCUUGUCGGCUUUGUCUAUGCAUCCCUCCAGGUGCCUGAGCUGCAUCCGGCCUCUUGGACGAGUGAAUCCGCUUCUCCUCCAGACAUGUCGACUGUUCUGCCACCAAUUAACCGACCCGAGGUGAACUGGCUGCACCUAGUCCGCGGGGUGUCGACAGUGAUACAAGGUCAUUGGCCUGCUUUGAAAGCCAGCUGCUUGCGCCCGAUGGUAUUGCACUUCCAUGGCGAUGAAUUCUGGAAGGACGUUCCUUUCGAUUCAUCCUUGCCCGAUCUCAGCCACUGCUCUCCUCAAUUGCAGCUCUUCGCCCAGGGCGCUUUUCAAGCGGUCACGGAUAUGAAAGCCUUCCACGCCACCCUUCUGUCUACCGAUAGUAACGAGCUUCAUUUAACGCCCGACUCCUCUCCAAGCAUACCGGAGUGGGGAGUGGAUGGACCGUCAAGGGCCAUAGACGUUCUAGAAGGUAUCUAUUCACGCGUUAUCUCUGUGUUCCAAUGUACGGCCAACGAGCUGGGACUUCCGGACGAUGCCGAGAUUCAAUACAACCUGGAGGAGGCUGCAGUGCUAGGUUGGCCUAACCUGGUUCCUGAUGUCUUUAUUGGCAUACUGGAGGUCGACGGAGCAGCAGGCCACGCCUGGGGGGUUUCUCUGGCUAUAUUGGCCCAUUUCUAUGUCGUCAACACACUGGUAAACCGCUGGUACUUGGGCGCUUUCAAGGAGGAGAUAUUGAAGAUCCAGAGAUCUGUCUCUAGCUUACACAUCGCUGAGCUGGACCGGCUUUUGAUAUGGCCGGUGGCGGUUGCUACCUCUUAA